Molecule: messenger RNA, 1235 nt
Organism: Thunnus maccoyii (southern bluefin tuna)
Lineage: Eukaryota; Metazoa; Chordata; Actinopteri; Scombriformes; Scombridae
Gene: rfxank
Product: regulatory factor X-associated ankyrin-containing protein
Exons: 10
Coding region: 225-911 (228 amino acids)
Biological process (GO): regulation of transcription by RNA polymerase II
Cellular component (GO): nucleus
Molecular function (GO): protein binding
Source: RefSeq, a predicted model, not a curated record
UGAAAAAAAAUUACAGACAAAUGCUCAGAAUACAUCACAUAUGUUAGAAAAAACGGAGGAAACAAAUCCAACAGCAGCGGACAUGGACAAAAAGACGAUGUCAACACAACCCUGACAUCGCGUUAGCUUAGCGGCUAAAGCGAGCGAGCAGCGUCGCACGAUAAAAAUGAGUUUUCCCAAAAGGAAGUUAGCGCAAAUUAGGCAGUGGGGCUGGAUGUGUGAUCAUGGAGGCCAGAGGUGAUGAGGUUGCAGAUGGCCAACAUAUUUUGUCAUCUAACGCUGGUUUCUCCGAGUCCAGAGAUGAGAGGUCCAAUGAGAACAUGGAUGUGGAUGAAGAUGGUUUAUUCAAUCACUCCACCACUCUGACCAACAAGCAGCGUGGGAAUGAGGUUACAGUACGCCCAGCAACGUUAGACUCUCUGUCCAUACAUCAGCUUGCAGCUCAGGGCGAGGUCUCACAAGUGGCUGCACACCUGACUAAAGACAGUUCACUGCUCAGCAAACAGGAUGAACGGGGCUUCACGCCUCUCAUGUGGGCAGCAGCGUUUGGAGAGAAAGCAGUGGUGGAUUUUCUCUUGGAAAAGGGCGCAGAUCCCAAAACUAUUGCAAGGGAGCGAGAAAGUGCCCUGACACUGGCCAGCUCUGGAGGUUAUGUGGAUAUUGUUGAGUCUCUUCUCAAACACGGAGUAGAUAUUAACACCUAUGACUGGAAUGGGGGAACUCCUCUUCUAUACGCUGUACGAGGAAACCAUAUCAAAUGUGUAGAGGCACUCUUAGCCAAAGGGGCAGACAUGACCAUUGAGUCCGACUCUGGGUACAGUCCAAUGGCCUUAGCUGUUGCCCUUGGACACAAAAAGAUUCAGAAAGUGCUGGAGGACCAUAUUCUCAAACUCUACAAACCAACAACAUGACACUAGCUAAAAUAAACGAAGGGGAAGGACAGUUUGACACAAUCGACCUUUAGCCAGCUAUGAUCUGUGGCAAGAUGAAGAGCUGUCACAACGAAAAGUAUUUUUUGUUUUUGUGCAGACACAUUUACACUGAGUAAACUGCAUUUGUUAUUUUAUAAAUCGUUUAUUCGAUUCGUACGCAUUACUUUGUAUGCAUUGCAGUGUACACAAACUUUGUACAAACAAGGACUAAAAUGCAACAUUUGUGCAGCAGAGUUAUUUUGUUUGGCUGAAGGAUAGCAAAAAAAAGGACUGUAAACAAGUUUUAAUAAAAAUGUAUUUUUA